Messenger RNA from Drosophila ficusphila, 4239 nucleotides. RefSeq lists its product as uncharacterized. The transcript has 3 exons. Lineage: Eukaryota; Metazoa; Arthropoda; Insecta; Diptera; Drosophilidae. The record is from RefSeq and is a predicted model, not a curated record. Gene Ontology annotation, molecular function: nucleic acid binding. The annotation marks the transcript as partial. Gene Ontology annotation, biological process: DNA integration.
AUGUCAACGGAAAUUACUCUUGUCAACAUCGACAAGGCGCAGUUUUAUAAAAGGAAAUCUCGGUCAAUUUUCAUGCAUGCGCAAAGCAUUGAAAGUUCAUUGACCUUCGAUCGAAUUUCCCUGAUGGCUGAAGAAGAACUUAGUUUGCGACUGGAGUUGCUGAAUAAAACCGAAGUUUCGUUUAACCUGGCUCAUGGGUCUCUCGAAGAGCUUGACUACGAUGAAAUCGAUAGUCCGCUGCCGGAUGAAUUUGAGGAAUUGAUUUUAUCCGCAAAAUCAAUUGUGCUCCAGGAGAUUGGUAAGCGUAAGGUGGCCAGUUUGCCGUGCUCAACGUUGCGCCAGGAACCCGCCAUGGAUUCCGCUGCUAGUCAGCCUAACAAAAGGCUUCGUCUCCCGGAAAUUAAAUUGCCCGAAUUUAGUGGUGGCUACACCGAAUAUGCCAACUUUUUCUCCAUGUUUUCGACCAUCAUCGAUCAAGAUCCUGAUCUUUCGCCCGUGGAAAAGCUCCAACAUUUGAAGUCGUGCCUGAAAGGCUCCGCAUUGGAUUCUGUUCGCUCGCUGGAUAUUUGCAAUGAUAACUAUGCUGUUGCUUUGGAUUUGCUCAACAAACGCUUUAACAACAAACGUCUUAUUUUUCAGGCACAUAUCGCAGAGAUUUUGGGCAUGCAGAAGGUAGAGAAUGCGACAGCGGCGAGGUUACGGGAGUUUUCGGACAAAAUCAACACAAAUUUGCGUUCAUUGCAGUCGAUGGGAACUGCUGAGCAAAUUUCUGGAUCCAUCAUCAUCCACAUUGCUCCAACGAUUACGGGAAACCAGCCUAGCCUGCCUAUGAGUCCGGAGAACUGGAAUAUACCAGCAAACCUUCAGCUUGCCGAUCCGGAUUUCCACAAACCUCAAAAAAUUGACUUAUUAAUUGGAGCAAGUCUUUUCUUUGAGCUUCUUUGUGUGGGUCAAAUAAAACUCACUCCUGGUCUUCCUUUGCUGCAAAAAACCCGUCUAGGAUGGGUCGUCGCAGGAGGUGGCUCAGAACACCGUGAAUCAUCGGCUCUUGCAGCUCAGACGUCUGUAUCUUCCGUCGAAGAAGUUGAGUCGCCAUUGGAUGAAAUACUUCGACGCUUUUGGGAAAUAGAGAGUGUUCCUGAUUACGCCUGCAAAUUUUCCAAAGAGGAGCUCGAAUGUGAGGAACAUUUCAAAACCAACUUUGCUCGCCUGGCUACCGGAGCAUACUCUGUUCGCCUUCCGUUAAAGCAUAGCUUGGAUAUGCUCGGAGAUUCUUAUGCUCACGCUUAUCGUCGUUUUUUGAAUUUGGAACAUAAACUUCAACGUCACCCGCAGCUCAAGUCUCAAUAUUCGGCUUUCAUUCGUGAAUAUUUGGACUUGAAUCACAUGUCACUCGUUAGCAAAGAUUCGAUUGGUCUUUGCCAGUAUUAUCUUCCCCAUCAUUGCGUUUUCAAAAAGGACAGCACCACAACGAAAUUGCGUGUAGUUUUUGAUGGGUCUGCCCGAACGUCGUCUGGAUCUUCCUUGAAUGACGUCCUUAUGGCUGGUCCUACCAUUCAGCCCAAACUAUUUCGGACCCUGCUUCAAUUCCGAACGUUUCCUGUGGCCCUGACUGGUGACAUUUGCAAGAUGUAUCGUUGCGUUCGAGUUGCCGAGCCCGAUAGUUUUCUGCAGUGCCUUCUUUGGAGAGAUUCACCAAGCCAGGAGAUACAAGUUUACAGGCUGGAUACAGUAACUUAUGGAACCAAGCGUGCAUCAUUUCUAUCUGUGCGGGCCAUGCAUCAGCUUGCUAUUGAUGAGGAGAAUUCGUAUCCCAUUGGCUCCCAAAUUCUCAAGCGGGAUUUUUACGUUGAUGAUCUGAUUACUGGUGGCAACUCCGCUCAAGAUGUUUUAGAGAUCAUGCGUCAAACCCAGGAAUUGCUUGGAAAAGGGCAGUUCAAGCUGAGAAAAUGGUGCUCUAAUGACCCCGUUGUUCUUAAGGAAACACCCGAGCCAGAAAGGGAAACAUUCCUGAAGUUCGACGAUGGAAGCGACAUUACCAAAACGCUGGGGCUCGCUUGGGAUCCUACUUCAGACGUUCUAAUGUUUUCUUUCUCUCCCAUGCAGCGCAUCUUAAAACCUAGCAAGAGGUCCGUGCUGUCCACAAUAGCCCGCUUCUAUGACCCCCUCGGCCUCAUCUGCCCUGUCAUAACCAAAGCAAAAAUCUUUUUGCAGCAGCUUUGGAAGGAGAAAUUGGAUUGGGAUGAGAGCCUUCCCUCUGCGCUAAAUUCGUCUUGGCUGAAGUUAACAGCUGAUAUUGCUUGCACCCAGCAAAUGAAAUUUCCUCGCUUAGCUGUUCAGCCUGCCGGCAUCAUAGAGCUCCAUGGUUUCAGCGAUGCCAGCAUAAAUGCGUAUGGUGGCUGUAUCUACGCUGUGUCUUCAUCACAAGGUCGUAGAGAGGCUCAGCUACUUUGUGCUAAGUCUCGUGUGGCUCCGCUGAAGACGCUUACGAUUCCCAAAUUGGAACUUUGUGCCGCUCUGCUGUUGUCUCAACUCAUCCGAGAAGUCCGUGAUAUGAACGUUUUCUCUUGCCCGUUCUUUUGCUGGUCCGACUCGUCCGUCGUACUUUCGUGGAUUAAGGAUGAGCCCUCCCGGUUCCAAGUCUUCACCGCAAACCGAAUUGCUUCGAUACAGGAGCUGACCAACGGAAUGGAUUGGCGAUAUGUACCCACGUUUUGUAACCCAGCUGACAUUUUGUCGAGGGGAUCACUUCCAAGCGAGCUGCUUGAGUCAUCGCUAUGGUCAAGAGGUCCAUCGUUCCUGUGCAAUGACAGAAUUCACUGGCCCGCCCCGCAUUCUGCCAUCACUCCGUUACCAGAAAUGAGAAAUUCGCUCGUGGCUCAUACCACGCCUUCCAAUGACAUGACGUUGCAAUGCAAGUUCAGCAAUUCCUGGCAAAAGCUGACCCAUGUAUUUGCAUACGUCUUUAAAUUUCGACAUCGCAUCCGGCACUCUGGAAUUACAGUCGAGCAUAUUCAGCUUGGAACGCAGUUGCUCCUUCGCACCAUCCAGAUGAACAACCUUGCAGCUGACUACAAACGACUGCAAGAUGAAUUUGGCAUAAUGCGUGUUGGUGGUCGUUUAAAGAAUUCUGGAUUGGCCUUUGAGUCUCAGCAUCCUAUUAUAUUACCGAGGAGUCAUCCAGUAACCCACGCACUUAUCAUGCACUUUCAUCGGCGCAAACUCCAUUCGGGACCUCGAUCUCUGCUUGCACACAUUCGUCUGCAGUAUUGGCCAAUUGGAGGACGCAAAACUGUCACAACUGUGGUCAAUAAAUGCAUUAUCUGCUUCAGAGCCAAACCCCGACUGUUUGAGCAUGUAAUGGCUGAUUUGCCAAAGAGCCGGGUAUCUUCAACGUGGACGUUUAUGGUCACAGGGUUGGAUUUCUGUGGUCCGUUCCAUUACAGGACUGGGGUUCGAGGCAAGGUUCCUGUAAAAACGUAUGUCUGCAUCUUCAUAUGUUUUUCGACGAAAGCGGUGCACUUGGAACUUGUUCAGGAUUUGUCGACGCAAGCAUUUCUUGGAGCGUUGAAGCGCUUUAUUCUAACAAGGGGCAAGCCUGCUCGAAUAUGGUCGGAUAAUGCAACCAAUUUUGUUGGCGCCAAGAACGAGCUGACCGAGCUGAAACGUUUGUUCCUGUGCGACCCCCACAUACGUUCCGUGCAGGAAUUCUGUCUGGAGGAUAACAUUGAGUGGCGAUUCAUUCCUCCCCGUUCGCCUCACUUUGGAGGCCUCUGGGAGGCUGCAGUAAAAACGGCCAAAUUCCAUUUCUAUCGUUCAGUUGGCCCAUCGCUAUUAUCGUUUGACGAGCUGCGCACGCUAGUUUGCCACAUUGGGGCGAUAAUCAACUCUAGACCUCUGCUUCCUCUUUCAGAGAACCCAGCCGACUUGGAUGUGUUAACUCCCGCACACUUUCUUGGCACCGCUCCUCUGGUGUUGUUUCCAGAGCCUGAUGUCACACUGUUAAAUUGCAACCGAUUGGAUCGAUGGCAGCGAAUAUCUUACCAUCAGCAAGUUUUCUGGGCCCGUUGGCGAGAAGAAUACCUAACACUUCUUCAACAGCGUGCUAAGUGGCGCACCAAUCAUCCAAAUCUCAAGAUCAACGAUGUUGUCUUAGUGAAGGACGAGAACCUUCCUCCACUUAAGUGGCCACUGGCUAGAGUGGACGAGCUGAUCGCCGGAGAAGACAAAGUUGUCCGU